Molecule: messenger RNA, 1426 nt
Organism: Williopsis jadinii
Lineage: Eukaryota; Fungi; Ascomycota; Saccharomycetes; Phaffomycetales; Wickerhamomycetaceae
Gene: BUD22
Product: Bud22p
Exons: 1
Coding region: 1-1371 (456 amino acids)
Biological process (GO): maturation of SSU-rRNA
Cellular component (GO): nucleus; 90S preribosome
Source: RefSeq, a predicted model, not a curated record
AUGGGUGAGAAGAAGAACCUGUUGUGGCGUUUGGACUUGUUAGAGCAUCACUUCCUCAAUACAAAGGUUCGUUUUGCUAGAACAAAGGCGCUGCUCAAGGCCAAGGGGAAGAAGAAGGCACAUUUACUACCGGAAUCUAAAGAUGAAGCUAUAAAGGAGAUUGAAGGUUUGAAGUUGGAUAUCUUGGAGAGAAAGAUCCACAGCUCCCUGGUGAAGUAUAACAGAGCCAUCAAGAAAUCUAUAAAGGCUAUGCCAACGAAAACCAACAAAGAUGAACUUGAGUUCCUCAAGUCGUUGGAUAUUGAUCAGAUCUCAACAAUCAGAAUCGUUAAAUCGAUACAGUCGAUCUUUAAGCUGAAUCCAAAGAGAAUUGAAUAUGCUCCUGGUUUUGUACCGGAUUGGAUCAUCGAUAUAGUUAAGGAUAAGACAAACGUUAAGAAUCCUUCUCAUUUUUAUAACUCUUUGACCCCGGAACAGAGAAACUGGUAUUCAAAAUUGAUGAAUAAGAAAGAUGUUCAGGCAAUUGCUGACAUUAUAGAAAAUAGUUUCAAGAUUGUUUUCGGUCCAACUGGAAAGCACAAUAAGAAAGACAUUGAAGAUGUCGAAACCACUGACAGUGAAAGCGAUGAUGAUGAUGAAAGUAAUGAUAGUGUUGAUUCCGGAAAGGUCAAGAAUCUUUCAAAACUACAAGACGAUGAUCAUGCUGAUUCAAAUGAAGAUGAUGAUUUUGAAAAGUAUGCAGAAUUUGAUAACUUGAUUGCAGGUUCUGAUGAAGACAACUCUGACGUUGAGCUUGAUAACACUAUAAACUACAAUGAGGUUACAGAUGAAGAGCCAAGUGAUGUCGAAGAGGAAGAGGACGAAGAAGAUGACUUCUUUGUAGAACAUGUAAAGGAAAAGAAAGAGAAGAAGGAGAAGACAACCAAGAAGGAGAAGAAAGAAAAGAUCAAGCUCCCUGAACUACAAUAUGGUUAUAUCUCGGGCUCUGAUGAUGAAGACAUUGACGAGGAUGAGGUUGUGAAGAAUGCAACACAACCAAAGAAGAAUAGACGAGGUCAGCGUGCUCGUCAAAAGAUUUGGGAACAGAAAUAUGGUAGAGGUGCAAAACAUAUCCAAAAGGAGAAGGAAAAGGUCAGAUUAGAAAGAGAACAGAAACAAAGAGAAUACGAAGAAAGAGUAGCCAAAAGAGCUGCAAAGGCUGCUAUAACUGGCUCUAACAGUACACCACUUGGCGAAAGAAAGAAUGCCACCACAGGUUCUGAAGUUGAACCAAAGCAGGAGAAGGAACUACAUCCAUCUUGGAUUGCUAAGAAAAAGCAAGAAGAAGCUUUGAAGAAUGUAAAGUUCUCUGGUAAAAAGAUUGUGUUCUAGAGUUAUUUUAUCGAAUCAAUAGGUAUCACAAUAUUAUUAAAUUCUAUAGCACAGC